UAAGAGAAAAGACGAGAGGAGGGAGCGAGGUUGCCGGGUGAACAGGGAUACGUCAUUGUUUUAUUGAUCUCCCCAUGGUUCGAUUGAUGGAGCGGUCGGCCCGCUCCUGGGGCUCCAGAGAAACAGACAGGGAGUAAAAGCGGCUGUUUUGGGGGAGGGGAGGGGAGAGAGAGAGAGGCACGCGGGGGCCUCGCCAGCGCGCGCACACACACAGACGUUUCACGUCGGGAGAGGACGUUGCCUCUGCCUUUGAGGGGGCGGCGCUUUGGAGGAAGCCCCGCCCCACACUGUGCAGCCGCCGUCACCUCCUCCUCCUCCUCCUGCUGCUGCUGUGGGGCUAAUCAGCGGCCGAAGGGCUCCGGGCGCCUCAGCCGCGGUUGGUUUGGCUGGUCGGCCUGGAGGAGCGAGGGGGGGGCGGCGGCGGCGGCGGCGAGGAAGAGCCCCCCACGUCCGUACGUCCGUCCGUCCGGCCAUGAACCUGCACCAAGUGCUGACGGGGGCUGUCAACCCCGGCGACAACUGCUUCUCCGUGGGGAACGUCGGCGGGCAUCCCUUCACGGCAUAUGCAUCAGGAUGUGAUAUUGUGAUACUGGGGACAGAUUUUGAAAGAUUACAAAUAAUUCCUGGAGCAAAACAUGGAAAUAUACAAGUGGGAUGUGUAGAUUGCUCUAUGCAGCAAGGGAAAAUUGCAGCUUCUUAUGGGAGUGUGAUUUGUAUCUUUGAGCCAGUACAGCACCUGAAAGUGAAGAAUGGUCAUCAUACUGGAUUGCAUUAUCAGUGGCAGAAGGCAGCUCAAAUUUCACUGGGAGAUGUAGUGCAUAACUUAACAUGGGAUCCUACAGGCACUCGUCUGUUAACUGGUUCCAGUUGUUUGCAACUUUGGUCCAAUGUAAACUUUGAAAGUCCAACAGAAGAAGAAAAUCCUGAAAAAGCAGAUGCUCAGAACUGGAAAAUUGUUUGGCAAUGCAAAACUGCUUCGGAGGUUCACCUAAUGAAGUUUGCACCAGAUGGAGAAUUCUUUGCUACUGCAGGGAAGGAUGAUUGUCUCGUGAAGGUGUGGUAUAACACUGAUAGCUGGAAAUCAGCAGUUGCGCCUCAAGUUACAACACCAGAAACAAAAACCCAUGAAACUGAUUUCUCAUUUAUUUACUUGGUUCAUCCACGAUCAGUUAAUGGAUUUUCAUGGAGAAAGACAAGCAGCUACAUGCCACGUGGUGCUGUAUGUAAUGUAUUAUUGACAUGCUGCAAAGAUAAUAUAUGCCGCCUUUGGGCAGAAACUUUGCUGCCCAAUGAUAGUUUGCUGUAUGGAGGUGAAUACAACUAUUGUCCUGAGCCUGUGAAGUUAUCUAAUAAUUUCAAGAGGAACACUUCUAGCAAAGAAAGCAUGAAAAAUGCUUUAGAGUUAAAUCUAAAACCCUUUCGACGAGGACGAAGAAGAUCAUUAGCACUUGCGCAUACUGGAUACUUGCCCCAUCAGCAAGACCCUCAUGAAGUACAUAGAAACACUCCACUGCAAUCAAAUGCACUUUGCCACUUCCAUAUUGCUGCCAGCAUCAAUCCAGCCACAGACAUUCCUUUGCUCCCUUCUAUCAUGUCCCUGAGUCUUAGUGAAAGUGAAGAAAAAAGUGGUCCUUUUGUAGUACAUUGGCUAAAUAAUAAAGAACUGCAUUUUACAUUAUCAAUGGAAGUCUUUUUGCAACAGUUUAAAAAGAGUUUUGAGCAUAUUUCUUCAGAUGCCAGCAAUGAAGGAUCCAAUCAAAUGGAUAUAAAAUCUGAUGAAGAAACAGAUGAUAGUAGACAAGAAUGGAAAAGUAAUCAAGAACAGAGAGAACUCACUGGUGAAAAAGCAGUUCCAGUUUCAAGCUGUUGUCCCUUUCCUUCUGCUGCUGUUGAUCAUGAGGUUGAAAUACAGCUUUCUGAAUGGAAUAAAAAUGCAGAUAUGUUGUUCAGUAUUCAUCCUAUGGAUGGCUCAUUACUAAUAUGGCAUGUAGAUUGGCUGGAUGAAUACCAGCCAGGCAUGUUUCGACAAGUCCAGGUGUCAUUUGUGUCAAGGAUUCCUGUAGCCUUUCCUACUGGUGAUGCAAAUUCGCUGUGCAGAAGUAUUGUAAUGUAUGCUUGUACCAAGAACGUGGAGUUGGCUCUUCAGCAGGGCAAACAGAAGCCGUCUAGCCUUGGGCGUUCCUGCUCUAUGUUGAUCUCUUCAGGUCAUAAUAAAUCAGCAAACAGCUUAAAAUUAAGCAUCUUCACCCCAAAUGUUAUGAUGAUUUCCAAUCAUGCGGAUGGAUCUUUAAACCAAUGGCUAGUCAGUUUUGCAGAAGAAUCUGCUUUUUCAGUUGUACUCAGUAUUUCUCACAAAUCGCGAUAUUGUGGGCAUCGUUUUCAUCUAAAUGACUUGGCUUGCCAUUCAGUACUUCCUUUGUUACUUACAACCUCUCAUCAUAAUGCAAUAAGGACACCAAUUGUUGAUAGCACAAAAGAACUUUCCUCAAGACUUCACAGUAAAGACCCUGCAAGCACAUCACAGGAACUCAAUACUGUUUACAGUGAACUUAUCCUAUGGAGAGUCGAUCCAGUUGGACCAUUAUCUUUUUCUGGUGGAGUUUCUGAACUUGCGCGAAUAAAUUCCCUUCAUGUAUCUGCUUUUUCAAAUGUGGCAUGGCUGCCUACUCUUAUACCUAGUUAUUGUUUAGGUGCAUACUGUAAUUCACCCAGUGCUUGCUUUGUUGCAAGUGAUGGGCAGCAUUUGAGACUUUAUCAAGCUAUAAUAGAUGCCAAAAAGCUUCUCUCUGAACUUUCAAAUCCAGGAAUUUCUAAAUAUGUUGGAGAAGUUUUCAGUAUAAUAAGUCAACAGUCCACUGCUAGACCAGGUUGCAUUGUGGAGCUGGAUUCCAUUACGGAGCUGCAUGGUGGGAAAAUGCAGUUACUUCAUGUAUUUCAAGAAGAGUUCAUUUUGAAUAACCAUGAGAAUGGACUGACCGAAAAAAAGACAAUGUUACCUGACUCUGGAUAUCAGAAAAAUGGCUUUUCUGAAAAAUUUUAUUUAAUUGUACUUGAAUAUAUUCAAAACUGCUCAUUCUUACAUAUGUGGAAAUUACAUUUGAAGUCUGUGCCAGUCUCAGUGGAUGAAAAUAUUGAUGCCAAGGUAUCUGAUGCAACCUCUCAGGAAGAGCUUUACUCUUCUUCUCCAGAUCAAGAGAAACUCCAGUGUACUUUUUCAAAGAAAUAUCAGGCUUGCAAAGAGAACCUUCAAAGUACCAGCCAACUUGCUCUUUCUUCAGAAAUUGUCUAUAGCCAGGAAUUGAAUUUACCUGCAGGAGUGGAGAUCAUAAGUGUUAAACCAUCAGCAGGUCACUUGAGUUCUUCUUCAAUUUAUCCAGUUUGCCAUGCUCCUUACCUCCUUGCAACUUUGUGUUCAGAUGGUAAGGUUAGAUUUUGGAGAUGUAGAGUCCUGCUGGAGCCUGUCAUGGCUUCUGGAUCUGAAUCUACUGCAAACAAAAGUAUGUAUGUAUGGGAAGAAUGGCCAUUACUUAUUGAAGAUGGAUUUCUCAGUAGUAGUGUUCUCAAUGUGCCAGGCAUGCCUCUUGAAAUCAGUUGUGCCCACACAAAUCGCUUUGCCGUUGCAUACAAGCGGAUACCACCCCCAAACAGCCAGUCUUCUCAAGACUUUGUAGUGAAUGUGAGCAUCUUUGAAUGUGAAUCUACAGGAGGUUCUUGUUGGAUCUUGGAACAAACACUUCAUUUAGAUGAACUAAACCCAGUAUUGGACCCUUUAGAUGUUGCCAAUAGUUCUACAGCAGAUGGAAGUGAGCACUUUACACCCAGAGCCAAGCAUUUGGUUCACUUAGACUGGAUGUCUAGGGAAGAUGGUUCCCAUAUCCUGACAGUUGGCAUUGGGUCCAAACUCUAUAUGUUUGGCCAGCUGGCUGGGAAGAUGCAAGAACAAAGUGGCAAGGAGAUGUUUGUACUUCCACUGUGGGAAAAUGUUAAAUCUUCGUGUGCAUCCAGAUUUAUAUUGUUACGAUGUGUGGAUUUGGUGUCAUCAGUGGAAGGAUCACCACCUUUACCUGUUUCUUUAUCUUGGGUUCGUGAUGGUAUCCUUGUAGUUGGGAUGGAUUGUGAAAUGCAUGUUUAUUCUCAAUGGCAGCCCCUUUCAAAACAAGAGCCUGUUACUGGAGACUCCUACAGUGGGAGCACUCCAUCCAUAAUAAGCUUAAUGAAACAGAGUCAGUCACCUGGAGUUCACCCACCAAAGCGAACAUUGACCAGAUCCAUGACAAGUCUUGCUCAGAAACUGAGUGGGAAGCGAACUGUAUAUGAUCUGUCAAUAGAGAUGGAGGAUUCUGGUCUCUUUGAAGCAGCUCAUUCAUUGUGUCCUACUUUACCUCAGUACCAUCCCCUGCAACUUCUGGAACUCAUGGAUCUAGGAAAAGUUCGUAGAGCAAAGGCCAUCCUGUCUCAUCUAGUUAAAUGCAUUGCUGGAGAAGUUAUUGCCGUAAAUGAUCCUGACCAUGAAAAACGGUACCGAUCUCUCUCAAUCUGUGCUAGUGGGAGCAGUACACGGGACCCUAUGAUGUUUAGCAGAUGUGCAAUUACAGACUACACCGAAAUAGACUCUGUUCCACCCCUUCCCUUAUAUGCAUUACUUGCUGCAGAUGAGGAAUGUUCUUAUGCAUGUACAGAAAAAUCUAAUAACCAAAGAAACAUGAAGAAACAUGAUGAAAACUACGAGGAUCUUUUUCAGAAUUCCAGCAUACAUACAGAUGAUUUGACUAUGUUUGAAGAAGAUGAAGAAGAUAAAAAGCCAAAGGUCAUUGAUCUUUCUCAGUACAGUCCAACUUAUUUUGGACCAGAGCAUGCCCAAGUUCUUUCCCGUCACUUACUUCACUCAAGCUUACCAGGACUCACUGGAAUGGAGCAGAUGUCACUUAUGGCCUUGGUUGACACAAUUGCCAUUACUAGUACUGAUAUAGGAGAAAGCAGAGACAGAAGUAAAGGGGGAGAAACACUUGAUGAGUGUGGUUUAAAAUUUCUUUUGGCUGUCCGUCUCCAUACUUUUAUGACAACUUCAUUGCCACCAGCUCACAGAGCCCAGCUGCUUCACCAAGGCUUGUCUUCUAGUCAUUUUGCCUGGGCGUUUCAUUCAGUAGCAGAAGAAGAACUGCUGAACAUGCUACCUGCAAUGCAAAAAAGUGACCCAACUUGGUCCGAACUCAGAGCAAUGGGUGUAGGCUGGUGGGUGCGAAAUAUUCAUAGCUUGCGCAGAUGUAUUGAAAAGGUCGCUAAAGCAGCCUUUCAAAGAAACAAUGACCCACUAGAUGCAGCUGUUUUUUACCUUGCAAUGAAAAAGAAAGCUGUGAUUUGGGGAUUGUACAGGUCCAUAAAAGAUACUAAGAUGACACAGUUCUUUGGACACAAUUUCACAGAAGACAGAUGGCGUAAAGCAGCAUUGAAGAAUGCUUUCUCUCUGCUAGGCAAGCAGCGUUUUGAGCACUCUGCAGCAUUUUUCUUGCUGGCUGGUCAUCUUAAAGAUGCAGUUGAGGUCUGCCUAGAGAAGCUGAAUGAUAUUCAGUUGGCUCUUGUGAUAGCAAGACUUUAUGAGUCAGAGUUUGAAAUCGCUGGGAUGUACAAAUCAAUUCUACAGAAGAGAAUUCUGGGAAUUAGAUCUCAUUCUUCUGAAAUUCCAUCACUUACACAUGCUGAUCCUUUCCUUCGAAGUAUGGCUUAUUGGAUUUUGGAGGACUAUGGUCAUGCCCUUGAUACUCUUCUAAGCCAACCUAUUACGGAUGAGGAAGAUGGAGGAAGCAUCUCAAGCUGUAACCCUUCAGUAUUUAAUUUUUAUAAUUAUCUGAGGACACACCCUCUCUUAUUGAGACGCUAUUUUGGGUCUUCUGAUUUAUCUUCUACAAAGAUAUGCGUAACAGGAGAAAAUGUGCUGGCAGAUGAAAUCAAUUUAGGGGAACGAAGAUUGUUCUUUACUACUGCAUACGCUCACUUGAAGGCUGGCUGCCCCAUGUUGGCUUUGGAAGUGUUAUCAAAGAUGCCCAAAGUGGUAAAAAAGUCAAAGCCUUUAGGAAGAACAUCUAGUUUAAGAGACACUACUAAAAGCUCUUCACCUAGUUCUCCACUACCAGUGGAAUCAAAAGGUGACAAGUUUUACAGUAUUGACUGGGCACAACCUGUAGUAAAUGGUUUAGGUUCAUCUUCGGAUGGGUCAUCAGACAAACAAUCAAGUUCUCUUUUUGAUUGGAGUCAGCCAAGUACAGUAUUCCAGGAUGAUCCUUUGGAGCUAAAGUGGGACAGUGACAAAGAUGAGGAUAGUGAAGAUUCUUGUCUUGUAAUGAAACCUUUGCAGAAGAUAGGAAGUGAGAAACCCAAUGAAGUUAGUUCGAGCUACACAGAAACUUACAGUUCAGGUAUUGAAAAUGAUGUUUUAACUUUAGAAGAAGACAUUAUUUCUGCACAGUUGAAAUUUAGAGCAUGCUUGAAGAUUCUUACAGUAGAGCUUCGCACAUUAUCCACUGGCUAUGAAGUUGAUGGUGGAAAAUUAAGAUACCAGUUGUAUCAUUGGCUUGAAAAAGAAGUGAUUGCUCUUCAGAAAGCUUGUAACUAUUCUGAUGAAGCAGAAGCUGUUGAGUCAGGAAUUAGCCCCAAAGUGGAUGAAGCGUCAUUAAGUGAAAUAUCUGGAGAAUUGUCAGACAUACAACUGAAUGCACAGCAGAAGGAGAAUUCUCAGAGACGGCAGUGGCUGAUAAAAUACCAGUCACUUUUGCGGAUGUUUCUAAGUUACUGCAUUCUGCAUGGAUCUCAUGGUGGGGGCUUGGCAUCUGUAAGAAUGGAAUUAAUUUUGCUUCUACAAGAAUCUCAACAGGAGAUGUCUGUGCAGUUGCCUAUCAAUAACGUAUCUGAGCAGAGCUCUGUACCACUUCUCUUUGCCUGUACUGCAAGUGCCAAAACUGUGGUGGCCAAUCCCUUACUGCAUCUAAGUAACUUGACACAUGACAUACUACAUGCUAUAAUAAACCUUGAUUCACCACCACAUCCUGAUAUACAGAAUACCAAGAUACACGUGAUGCAUACUUUAGCAGCAUCUCUGUCAGCUUGCAUAUACCAGUCUCUUUGUGGAAGUCAUAACUACAGUUCCCUUCAAGCAAAUCAGUUUACUGGAACAGUUUAUCAGACUCUCCUGCUCUCUCACCGACAUUCUCUGAGAACUGCAAGCUCUGAUGAAACAGUAACUCCCAACACUGCACCAGCUCAGUGGCCAGGCGUCGUGGCUCUGAUACAGUUACUGAGUCAUGCUGGGGAAGAUGUUCAGUGUGGAAUCACAGUUUUGCUCUGUGAAAUUCUGACAGCUGUCUAUCUUAGUCUCUUCAUCCAUGGUCUAGCAACGCAUUCAAGCAAUGAGUUGUACAGGAUUGUGGCUCAUCCUCUUAAUGACAAAAUGUGGUUUGCUGUCUUUGGUGGUGGAGCGAAGAUACCCAAGAAAGGACAUGUUCAACAAACAAGAAAAAUGGGUAGGCACUUCCCUAUGCCUAGCCCACACCAGGUAGUAGUAUUCUCCAUGGAAUGUGUGGGGUUUACCAAAUCUCUAACAGCCAUCAGCACUCAUAGUCCUACCAAAUUUGCAGCCUCUUCUCCUGUAGAUGAUGGGGAGAAGCAACACAAACGGUUUAGAAUGUCAUCAAAAUUAUCCCCAAAAGAGACUUCACAAGUUGCUUUGUCAUCAGUGGAGACAGACUCACCAAAUUAUAAAGAGAAGUUUAUUCCCCCUGAACUUAGUAUCUGGGAUUACUUCAUAGCAAAGCCAUUCCUUCCAACAUCACAAAUAAAAUUUGAAUAUGACUCAGAGGAGAGUCAAGAAAGCAGUGAUGAAGAGGGUGAUAGCACAUUCUCAUCAGACUUGAAGUUUCAAGAACAUUCAAAUUCAUAUAGCUGGUCACUCAUGAGAUUGGCUAUGGUUCAACUGGUUCUUCAUAACUUGAAGACUUUCUAUCCUUUGGCUGGGCAUGAUCUUUCAGAGCUUCCCGUUAGCUCCCCACUAUGUCAUGCCGUUCUGAAGAUACUUCAACGCUGGGAACAGGUUCUGCUCAAACGACUUGAGAUGCAUGGUGGCCCACCAGAAGACUUCAUUUCUGUUCAUACUUCAGAAGAUGCAUCCUCAUCUGGUCCUGCACUUUUACGCCAUAAAGUUCUUCUGGAACCAACAAACACCCCUUUCAGGUCUAAAAGUCGCAAUGCGCUGUCUGUGAAGAGACUUUGGCUAUAUCUCAUUAAACAAGAAAUGGUCCAAGAAACCUUCAUCAGAAACAUAUUUAGAAAAACGAGGUGCUUAAAUGAGUCAAUAGAAGACCAAAGUGAACAUAUGAAAAAUACUUCAACAGAAGAAGCUGGCAUCAAUAAGGUAGAGACUGAUCUGGGAUACCCUGGAAAUAAAGCAAGGAUUAUCCACAAAGAGUCUGACAUUAUUACUGCUUUUGCAGUCAACAAGGCAAACAGGAAUUGUAUUGCAAUAGCUUCGAGUCAUGACAUUCAAGAACUAGAUGUUUCCGGCAUUCUAGCAACACAGUUCUACACUUGGGUUGAUGAUGAUGAAGUGGAUGUUAAAGGAGCUGAUGACUUCCUAGUUAUACAUACUCGGGAAGACUUGGGAAACAUUCAGGGAACGACACCUUAUACUCACAGCAAUCCUGGUACUCCCAUCAAUAUGCCUUGGCUUGGCAGUACCCAAACUGGCAGAGGUGCUGCUGUGGUAUAUUCCAAUAAAUUUAAUGGAAUCAGAAAGGAAUUGGCAAGAAAAGAGAUGAUCAAGAAAGCUAUUAGCAAUGUCCGAAGAAUGGCUUCCCAUCCGACACUACCUUAUUAUCUGACUGGAGCCCAAGAUGGCAGUGUGAGAAUGUUUGAAUGGGGACACUCUCAGCAAAUUACAUGUUUUCGGUCUGGUGGCAACUCCAGAAUUACACGGAUGAGAUUCAAUUAUCAAGGCAAUAAGUUUGGAAUUGUUGAUGGUGAUGGAUAUAUAAGUCUUUACCAAACAAACUGGAGGAAUUGUCUGCAUAAUGGAAGCACACCCAAACCAUAUCUGACAUGGCAAUGCCAUAACAAAACAGCCAGUGAUUUUGUUUUCAUCAGUUCUUCAUCUUUAAUAGCCACAGCUGGGCAGUCUACUGACAACAGAAAUAUCUGUCUAUGGGACACUCUGGUUGCACCAAGCAGUAGCUUAGUACAUGCUUUUACCUGCCAUGAUACUGGAGCAACUGUCUUAGCAUAUGCCCCCAAACAUCAGCUGUUAAUAUCAGGUGGAAGAAAAGGCUAUACUUGUUUAAUAGAUCUUCGCCAAAAGCAGCAACGACAAUUUUUCCAGAGUCAUGAUUCUCCCAUUAAAGCAAUUGCUGUGGAUCCUACAGAAGAAUAUUUUGUUACAGGAUCUGCAGAAGGAAAUAUAAAGGUAUGGAGUUUGUCUAACUUCAGUCUUCUUCAUACGUUUAUCAAUGAGCAUUCUCGGCAGUCUAUUUUCAGAAAUCUUGGGACAGGAGUCAUGCAGAUUGAGACAGGACCAGCAAAUCACAUAUUCUCAUGUGGAGCUGAUGGGACAGUAAAGAUGAGAAUCUUACCUGAUCGAUUUACCUCAUUCAGUGAAAUGUUGAAAACUGAUGUGAAACUCAUGCUAUGAACUGGUGUCAGUACUUCAAAAUAUUAUUUACAGGUGGCUAACAGAUGUAAACGUGUGUUGGUGAUUGUACAGGUAACACCACAGUAACAUUUUCUGAUGUUUAUAUUUAUUCUUGGAGCUUUAGUCCUUGAUGCUCUGUUGCCUUAAAGAUUAAUAAGUUCCUUCUGAUUUUGCAUAUAAGCAAUUUUAGAUAAUUCAGUAAAUAUUUAUAAUACAUGUUGGGAGAGUGUUCUGUGUUUAAUUUGUGGUGAAGAUACCCUACAUAGGUGAGCACAGUCUUCUUAUUUUAUUCCCUAAAGACUAUUAUUCAAAGAAGCCUUAAGAGGCCAUCUCUCUUCACCUGAGACAUGAAACUGUGUUGCCAAAUUCCUCCUAGAUAGUUAUGACUAUGGUUGUACUUGUGUAAAAUAAUCAAACUGAAAACAAAUAUCCAUGUUAUUCUGGGACAUGAUAUACAAGACAUUCUAACAGUUGAGCCAUCGCUGAUACCUGGGAUCUAUGUUAAACAUUGUUGCAAUUUGAACUCUGUCUAUGGAGUGAAGAACUGAAAUCUGUCCCUUGUUCUGCAACUUUCUGUGCUUGAAUUAUUGCUAUCAGGAUAGCAGUCUUCAUUGAACCAAGAGAUAUAGAGAAUAUAUAUAUUUUUAACUGAGCCCUGUUUAAAGAUAUGCAAAUAUUGCGUGAAUAUUUCCUUCAUAAACUGAUUUAAGAAUUAUAUUACAAAUUUAAUACACAAAGCUUUAGUGUUGAUGAAACUGUAGGAAUGUGUUGCAUAGGAUACUGGAUGAGAAUUUUUCUUAUAUAAAAUUAUGUCAAUUGAAUCCAAUAAUGUCAUUCCGCUGGCGGAACUGUUUCUGUCAACAGCCAUCAAAGGGGCAGCCUCCCAAAUUUCUGAAAACCUGGAACCUCUUCAGAUCGAAUUUCUAGGUGAUACUGGGGGGCAAUGGGAGAUACACUAGAGAACUCCCAGUAGCAUGACAUUGGAUUUUAAUUCUGUAUGGUAUGAGGAAGAGAAUAGAAAACCAACAGAUAAUGCUAUUUACUCUUUCAAGUGAGGUUGGUUUGAUUUAGUCCAAAGAGGCUGGUUUCUUCCAGCACCUAGAUCAGCACUUAACUUUGUAUUUGCUUUUCUGAAUGAAACAAAUCAAGAAAAUACUGCAAAGGAAAAUAUUCUAGUGUAUGAAAUAGACUAUAGAUUUAUAAUUGAACAAAAUCAGAGUAUGUUGGUUCAUUUUUUUGCCAAAAUGUAAAAAUUGUACAUAUUUUCUGCUUUGACCAAAAUAUACAAAUGCUCAAAGCCUUCAACAUUUUAUGUGCUAAAACAGUCCAUGUAUUGUAACUAAUUUAAGUUACUUGUUUACUUUAGAAAGCUUGAAAAACACUUAAUCUAGGCAAGAGACUGGUUACUCAGAUGCAAAUGAUACACUUUUUCCUAAAAUAUUUUGUGAAACAGUAUCCAUAUAAUUUCAUGUAAAACAAAAUUGUCUCAGAUUGGACACUGUAAAUAAAAUAAAUAUGAAGGGCUUGUUUAAUGAAUUUAUAAUAUUCUCAGGGCACUGCAUUUAAUAAUUUUAAAGUAAAUAUUGUUUUAAAUGUAACCUUAGCAAAUUGGGGGAGGAUUAAGCACUUAACCUCAAUAUUAAUUUGUGCAAUAAUAUGUGAUAAAAUUGUAGAAAAGAAAUGCAGAAUAGCCUUUUAAAGAGUUUGUGCAACUGAUUGAUACAGUGCUUCAACAUUAUUAUUUUUUCUUUGAAUCAAUUGUAAAUUAAUUCCCAUUUGAAGUUGCAGCCUGAUUGUUGAGGCCACAGGUGCUGAGUUGUUGAAAAUAGAUCUGUUCCCUCACAUGUUUGGAAGACAUAUGUUUAAUAGCCUCCACCUGAGACAUGCUGACUAUCUUAGACCACCACAUGCCCAUCACCGUGCCAGUUUAAAGUCACAAACACAAUGAGUAUAUGGUAAGGUUGUAGGAAAAUUGCUCUGGCAUAGAAAAUAUUCUGCAGAAGUAUUUAUGACUGGAUUGAGUGUCUUAGUGCCAUUUUACUCUAUGUAUUUAUAUUAAACUGUUGGUUCUAUUAAUAUAAUUACCUGCCACAUUUAAAUCUAAAAGACCAAUGUUAGCUGCAUUUUAGUAUUUAUGAUAGAACUCUUAAUUUUUGAGUUGGGAAAAAUUAUAUUUGAAUAACGAGAGAGCUGAUUGUACUAAAGCUCAGGUUACCUGCAAUUUAAACAUACACUUCUGCAUUUCUUUACAUUUAGCAGAUUCAAGAUGAAAAUUUAUACAUCUUUUAGGAACCUCUGACAUGUUUCAUUUUAAGCUGGUCAAGAUUUAAAUAUGUAAAAUUGAACAGUUUUAAAAACAAGUGAAUGUUUGAUGCUCUUAAGCUAAUAAUUAAUAUUUUUAAUAUUGUUUUGUAAUGCCCGAAUUCGUGCAGUUUCAUGGUUCCGAAAUGCCAUAGCUGCUAUGAACUGUGCAUAAAGACACAUUUUGCUUCAGUAUCAAGGCAAAUUUAGGGAUAGUUAUAAUUAUACAUUUCUGUCUUCCCUCUGAUUUGUGUCUGAAGUAGAAAUUCAUAUUUCUUGCAUCUCAGACCCAUGGAGUCCUUUCCUUUUCUUUCUGCCUUAUGCAUUUAAGGAAAGUAGUAAAAAAAUCAUUUCCCAUUAUAUGAUCAAUAAGUUACUGGGUUUGGUGUGUCCCUACUGAACUUGAUGGUCAAGUGGCACUACCAGAUACUUAAGCAUUUUUAUCUCUAACCAGCUUCCCAAAAUAACAUUGGGUAGAAGGUAUUUGUAUAUGGUUAGACACUCCAACAGUUUGGUGGUAGUAGCCAUUUUGCUCCAAACAUUAUUUUGACAUAAGAAUUGACAUUUUUAUAGUGCAAGCUAGGCAUGGGACUUCUGUUAGUCCCAUUAAUGCAUUGCAAUAAUACAUUAAUACAUUUUAAUUGUUUUUGUAAGCUUUCAUUGCAUUCUGACAGAAAGCACUUUUCAAACUAAUUUCAUUGAAGCUAAAAGGGUUGAUUAAAAUUUUCAUUUUUAUUUCCCCACUUACAUUUGUCUUUUCAUUUUUUCACUUGGUACCUGUCUGUUCUUUCCCUAGAGGUACCAUACCAAGAGAACAGGUUCUCUAUGGAAAGCAAGUGUCUCUCACAUACACAUACAUGGAGGUUUAAAGCGAGCAAGCCGUGCUGAGAGAACUUGUAAAGGGGUUGGGGAGGAUGGAGGUGACCAGGAGAGAUGGAACAGUGUUCGUGGUGGCAGCUGGAGAGAGGUCUAUUCAUGUACACACAGACACACACCAUGAGUUGGAGCCCAGUGCUUUUGCACAGGAAUCUCUUGUUGAUACCACCAUCCAUCAGGUAUUAUUGAUGGAGAUAGGCAUCUUGAUGGAGAAGACUCUAGCAGGUUCUGAGACAUAAAAACCUUAUUGCCUACUAUUCCUGGUACUUUAUGUUAUUGAGGAAGUACAGAGACCUUCAUCCUAUUUGUGGACUUUUGAGGUGUUAAAGCUUUUGUGACCACAAAGUAUUUUCAAAUCAUGACUGAAGCUAGCCUUUCUUUUUUGAAGGAAGACUUAUUAGUCUGCAAUGUCAGAUUUAAAGGAUGUCUACUUACACAUCACUAUAUAUCGCUCCAGCAAUGAGGGAUGAAGAAUUUUCCACACCAUAUACAGUAUAUCUAUAUUUAUUCAUCGUCUGGGAAAUCAAUCAUGUUAGAUAUCCUAAAGAUGGGAUAUGAACAUCUAUAAGCUAGUUUUUUAAGGAGAAUAAGCAUUGACAAACUCUGGAGCUCAGUUGCCCUUGGGGAAACUGAAAAAUAACAUACAACAACUUGUUCCUGUGCACAACUCAAUUGGCUUCUGACUGGGUCUGAACUAGACUUGUACAUGGUGUAUUUGUCCUCAGCUGACUGAAAAAUACAUACAUUGCUCAGCUUGUUUCCACUUUACAGAAUAUCUUUCUUCAGUUUCAAGUGCAAGUACUGAGACAAAAUGUGAUAAAUUCCCACAGACUCAUGUCCAUCUUUUAGUGAAACAGAAUGUUCAAUUAGUUUUACUGAAUCAGAUUUUUCUCAGCUUGAAAUGGAAGUGAAAAGUAGUGCAGAGUCAAUGAAUGAAGCAAAAGGUGCUACCUGUGAGGGGGGAAAAGUCCCAGGUACAGCUCUCUUUAGAUAUUGUGCCUCUUAAAAUAGUGUUCUUUCAAGUGCGGUCAUAUUUAUCCAAAAAAUGACUAUACCUGAAAGAACACCUUUUUUAAAGGUAUAUGCUGUUCUUUUUAUUACAGACAUUCCAACAAAACAAUCUCCACAUGAAGCUUUCAAUGUGUUUGUAGAUAACAUUUCAAACACGCUAAAUCAGAUAAUAUUCAUUUUCAGCACUGGGAAACUUUCCAAUUCUCCUUUAUCUGCAAAACCCACAUCACUGCAUCCCUUCUAUUAGCAGUUUUGUAGUUUAAUCUUGCAGAGGUUUGUUAUCAGUACUGUAUACUUCUCAUUAAACUGUCAGCAGCUCUGAGAGUCUUCACAAAAA
Messenger RNA from Pogona vitticeps (central bearded dragon), 14195 nucleotides. The record is from RefSeq and is a predicted model, not a curated record. Lineage: Eukaryota; Metazoa; Chordata; Lepidosauria; Squamata; Agamidae.